CUUCAUGGUCGUUACGGCGAAGGUCAACUAGGACAAAGUGCUUUCCCGGAAGCUUGUCUUCUGAUGAGAACCAUUCCAAGACCGUGGAGCGGGGAAGGAAGACCGCCUCCGAGACUGGCUUUGGGUAGGCUGCGUGCCAGGGCGGUUGUUCGGAGGUAGACAUGGCCGAAUAGGAACUGUGGGUUGGAGGAGCGCUGAUAUGAUGGGUAUGAGUGAAUCUUAGUUGAUUUGAUGCUGAUGACAGUAAUGGGAAAGCCGAAGCACGAGGAUGGGUGGGUAUCAGGGUCCCUUUGGGUGGGCGGCUUAUAUCUAGUGAACUGUUCGCUGGUGGUCACGUUUGUGGUUGGCGAACUCGGACUGGCUCGCUCAAGCGGCUGUUCCACGCCAAGAAAGUCGAUGGAAAAAAGAAUUCGGGAUUCAAGUACUAGAACAGUACGGCGCUGGUAGAACGAGAAGGGCGCCCGAAGCUCCGGAAUUUCGGUAAAGAUGGAUAGGGUCUGGGGGGGUUGUCGCUGCUAGGCGGUGCCCAAUGGACAGAUUCCUUUCUUCUACGUAGCCAAUCGGCCAAUAUCUAGGAGAUCCGUCGCUUGCGGUUGAAUGUCACUGUCAACCAAUGGGCGUCGAGCAACCUGUCAUCAACCUGCGGGCAAUGGGACCUGCCGGGGGCCUGUCUCAAUAAAAUAAAAUAAUAAUGAGAAUAAACCACGGGUUUAAUAUAUUUUUUCCAAGGACUGAAUGUCAAUGACAUGCUUUUGGAAAGGCAGUUCGUCAUCUGUGACAUUCAUCCCUGGAAUUCCGCCACCAAGCGGAGAAUCCCAUCUGCUGUGCCCUGCACAGCUGGUAUAGAGCGAUGCUUUUUUAUUUUACAUAUCUGCUCACCUCGCCCGCUCUCAAGUUCUCCCGUUUCACUUAUGAUUAGACAUAGAUAAUAUGGCAUCUGGCACUCCAACAUCGUCCGAGAAGGCCCCUGAAGGCUGCAUCACUCCAGCAGGCUCUUUAACAGCACAGGUUCCAAUUCCAGGUGAGAAAGUACCACCAAAUGCCCCCCUCAGUGCGUUCAAACAGUUGUCAUUCCUCGACCGUUUCCUAGCAAUAUGGAUCUUCCUAGCUAUGGCCAUUGGCAUCAUCCUGGGUUACUUUGUGCCCGAAAUGGCACCAGCUCUACAGACCGCGGGGGAUUUCGGUGCGGUGGAGGUCUCGGUGCCGAUAGCCGUUGGACUGUUGGUCAUGAUGUACCCAAUCCUGUGCAAAGUGCGGUACGAGUCACUGGGAGGAUUGAUCAAAGUGAGGGCACUCUGGAUCCAGGUGGGGUUCAGCAUAUUGGCCAAUUGGAUACUUGCACCGGUAGUAAUGGUUAGUAUGGGAUUACUUCUUUAGCGGGACGGGGAGCAGAUCCUUCUAACAGAGAUAAUAGGUCGGACUAUCGUGGGCAUUCCUCCCCGAUAGGAGCGACCUUCGUGAGGGCUUGAUACUCGUUGGGAUUGCCCGAUGCAUAGCUAUGGUAAAUCCAUAGAACCAACAUCACCCAAAGACACGAAUAACUGAUUAUAUCUCUCAGGUGCUCAUCUGGACCGACCUUGCUGCCGGCGAUAUGGACUAUUGCGCGAUGCUCGUCGCUCUCAACUCUGUCCUCCAAAUAAUCCUCUUCGCCCCGCUCGCAGUCUUCUACAUUAGCGUGAUCUCCCGAUCCAACAUCGAGAUCAGGUACGAGACCGUGGCAGUCUCGGUAGCCGUAUUCCUCGGCAUCCCUCUCGCAGCCGCAGUCAUAACCCGAUACCUAGUCCUAACCCUCCUCUUCGGCGGAGACCUUGAUAAGUAUGGAAAGCGCUUUAUCCGCUGGAUAUCUCCUCUCUCCCUGAUCGGGCUCCUCUUCACAAUCCUGAUCCUCUUCGCUUCGCAGUCCCGCAACAUCGUCGGUAAGAUCACGGAUGUCCUUCGAGUUAGUGCGCCGCUGAUCGUCUACUUCCUGCUCAUAUUUGGUGCUACGCUGUGCGCUUGCCGGUAUUUCGGAAGCGGCACGUUCAAGGGAUUGGGAGAAUGGGGGUACAGUGUUACUGUCACACAGAGUUUGACAGCCGCGAGUAACAAUUUUGAGUUGGCGAUUGCGGUCGCCGUUGCUUGUUACGGGGCUGGGUCGCCCCAGGCUUUGGCGGCGACGGUCGGGCCGUUGAUUGAGGUGCCCGUGCUUCUAGGAUUGGUUGAGGUUAUGAAGUUGACGGGGAAGAGGUGGCAGUGGAGUGAUAGGAGGGUUGUAAACCCUGCUUAAUCCUGCACCCGAGGGAUGGGGCGGACCUUUCUUUUCCCAUUUUCGUUCUCCCGUCCCUUUCAACCAAUGCACACACAUCACAUUUCGGGUUUGCAGAAAGGAUAUAUACAUUAGAAAAGGUUGUUCCCGAACGCCUGAUCAGGCCGUAAAAAGAGAUCGAUUAUGAUAGUACAAGAGGAUAAAUGCACGUAUAAAAGGACUUCAUGUUCAUUAUAAUUUCCAACACGAUACAGAUUGCGAACCAGCCCGAGUGAUCUUCAAUGACGCCCGCAUCACAAUCGACGUGCGUGCUCCGGACCCUUGCAGCGGGAGCCAUCUCUUUCGUCCACCGCCAGCUGCAGCCUCUCCACAUUGCAGUACCGCCCGCAGUAAUAGCCCAACACAUGCUACCGAUAUACGGUAUCGCCGCAGUUACUACCCCAGUCCAACCUGCCCACCCCCGUUCCCCCUUUGCCUUGGCUUUGCUUAUUCCCGCCGUCGAUCAUUAAUUAUACUCAUGCGCCCGCCCCGCCCGCGCACACUACAGUAGGUACGGUUUGAUCGGCACCUUAGCCGGAGACACCCCCACGGAAUGGUGGGGGUGUAAAUCUCGGUACCGAGAAAUGUGGCGUGCAGUGUCGGGUAAGGAUAUGGCAUUGCGGCGGGGUGCGGUGGUGAGGCUUGUGUGGUGGUAUCAUAUG
Messenger RNA from Tuber aestivum (summer truffle), 2946 nucleotides. The record is from the annotation of a GenBank genome assembly. Lineage: Eukaryota; Fungi; Ascomycota; Pezizomycetes; Pezizales; Tuberaceae.